AUGAAGCGUGACGUUUGUGUUCUUCAGAUCCUCGUGCUGCUGAUUCCUCAUGUCCGAACAGGCGAGCAUCCCCCGGCCCCCUCCUCUGUGCGUGUCUCUUCCGAGGCCCAUGGAGGCGGGAUUUACCUGAAGUGUUCCUUUGAAACUCGCCCUGGCAGCUUCCUGGGCUUUGUGGUGGUCUGGUUACGGCUCUCUGCUCUGGGACUGAGGGAGGAGCUGAGGCAGGAGACCACUGUCCACACCUCUGUCCACAUAGAGCUGGACGGCUUCAACCUACGACUGGGGGACAAGAUUUACUGCUCCAGUUCCAGUUUCUUUCUGGACUCUCCUGAGGUCCGCAGCCCGGCGGUGGACAGUGCAGAGUUCUUUGCUGGACUCCGUAUGACAGUAUCUGAGAGCAGCGUUCUGGAGGAGGGCGGGGUGUACCAGCUGCUGCUGGAGAGCACGGUCCCUCUGCCAUGUGUGAAGGACUCAGACCGCUGCAGUCUACUCUUACAGCUCAACACCAUCAGCCAAGAGGAGGAGCAGUUGGGAGCCGACGUGUCCCUCUCCUCUUGUGCGGUGGAGCUGACCUCUGACCCCUGUGCAGACGGCCCCUGCAGCCGGACCUCGCUCCACGUCAGCCCCAUUACAGACUUUAUCCUGGACGGAAACAGGUCGACCAUCAUCUCAGUCAAAGCCAUUGUCACAGAGAACGUCGUGUGGAGCGGGUACUCCCCUGAGCCGUUGCAGAUACAAGUGCAAGAUGUCCAGUCUGCAUACUGCUACAGCUUCACUGAUCCUCACACUGUCACCUUUGAUGGGAGGUGUUAUGAAAACUCCCAGAUCGGCACGUUUGUCCUGUUCCAGAGCGCUGCGUGUGGUGUAGAGGUCCAGGUGCGCCUGUGGGAGUGCGGUGGCGUGGAGCACGCAGCCUCCUGCGUUUGUGGCUUUGUGGUCCGAGACGGAGGCGAUGUUGUCUCCUUUGACAUGUGUGAAGGAGAGCUGGGAGAGACCUUUCCACAGCUGAACGUGAAACACAGGGGCCCCCGGAGCAAACUGCGCAUCACAGAGUCCUAUCAGGGACGCAAACUCACGAUGACCCUGUCGUCAGGAGCAUUCGUCCGAGCGGACGUAUCCUCAUGGGGGAUGAGUCUGACCAUAAGGGCCUCUGGAGCAGACAGGGGCCACACCCAGGGACUGUGUGGGACCUACGACGAAGACCCGCACAAUGACUUCCACUCCGCUGAUGGCACAGAGCCGCUGGACUUGCACAGCUUCGUCUCUGCCUGGAGACUUCCCCCGGGCUCCAGCCUCUUUGACUCGGUGCCUUCGUCUCUGAGUGAGACCAUUCCUCUUCAGUUCUGUCUCUGCUCCCACACAGCUGCAGUCAGCCUGAGCCCUGACCUCCCCUGCCCUCAGCCCUCCCCUCACCCUGGGAGCAUCCCACCCUCCUCCCUGAUCCCGUCUCUGGAUGUCACUCAGGAGUACCUCACCCCAGCAGAACUCCUCCAAACACAGACACAGGACAACCGGUACGACUGA
Molecule: messenger RNA, 1524 nt
Organism: Knipowitschia caucasica
Lineage: Eukaryota; Metazoa; Chordata; Actinopteri; Gobiiformes; Gobiidae
Source: the annotation of a GenBank genome assembly